Molecule: messenger RNA, 1728 nt
Organism: Aureobasidium subglaciale EXF-2481
Lineage: Eukaryota; Fungi; Ascomycota; Dothideomycetes; Dothideales; Saccotheciaceae
Exons: 3
Coding region: 1-1728 (575 amino acids)
Source: RefSeq, a predicted model, not a curated record
AUGCCUGCGAGAAAGAUACGACCGUCGGUUGAACGGUCUGAUGAAGGAAUGGGCUUGCCGCCAUCCUCACAAGUCGGUGUGCCGAUACCAAGCUCUCAAAUGACAGAGACAUCACAAUCAGCAAAGAAGCUCAAGAAGUAUCGGCCUGUGGGGACGUUACCAUACGAGCUUCAGGACAUCAUCAAUGUUUACAUCGAGGAGCAGCUCUUUUCACAAGCGAUCUCUUUACUGAUGAACACAUUGAUCGCCGGUACUGAUGGCACUGUCGAUGGACGGACUCUUCCAGCCUAUGUUUCUUCUCCUCAAGUACUUGCAGUUGUUGCUACGUUAGCUGUGCAUCCCAGCUGGACCAAUCGAUCCAGGGAACCGGAAAGCGUCAAGAUUGCCAACGAUGCACUAUUCCUGCUCAAGCAUGUCAACUCUAUCAUCGGUGCUGCCAAUGCCAACUUCGCAUCAGCUUUCAAGUAUCUCGGUAAGCUGGACCCGCGAGAUAGACAACGACGCACAGGAGAUGUUACCAUCGACGGUGACGACGAUGGCAAAUUUCAGAUAGAUCUAGCCAACAAAGGCGCAAUCUGGAAUCUAGCCGAGGACUUCUGGGCAGUGGUCGGCUGGGCCUUCAACUGUUCAUGUCAAUAUCCCAAACGCUGGGAGAGGUGGAGACCUUGGCUUGAGUUCAUGCUUGAUGCACUGGAGGAUGAUCUUCAAGAGAGAGCAUCCAUGGCGGAACCCCUCAAGAAAGAUGGCAAAGAAGCUGCAGCCAAUACACUGUUGUCGGAAAGUUUGAUUGCACAAUACUGUCUCACUGUAGGUGACGGUAGAGCCGGUAAGCGAAGAGUCAUGAGAGCAAUCCUUGCCAAUGGUUGCAAGAAGGACUUGGACGAGUUUCAUGAGAUCUGGAAGAACGAGACUAAGCCUCCCAAAGAAAAGAAGCAGGAAGAGUUGGUGCCGAGGAAGAAGAUUGACUUUGAAAAUGAAGAGUAUGGUGACUACAUGGAUAUGGACGAGUCUGAGGAAGAAGAAGAAGACUUGCCCCCAACACCGAAGGCAACGACCUCGGGGCGUCACUCACGUAGAAGAGCACGACCCUCUUCAGCGACACCAGAUGCUGAUGAAGAAGGCGAAUCUAGUGUGUCUUCUGACUAUGGAGGCUUCCAAGCUAUUCAACUACGCCAGCGUCUAAUUGCUCUACUCACACAGACAUCAUUCCAUUAUCAACAUGCAUUCAUGGAGGCUGAAGAUUGCUUCGACCUGGUGACAGAGUUCAUCCGUCCGCUACCUCUGGACAUCUUCACUCUGUUCGUAACGCCAUCGAGCCCCUGGCUGGAACCUCAUUCGCAUGCGUCACUAUGCCAGAAUCUUCUUCGCCCGAUUAUCUCUUCGGAAGCGCCAACCUACCACGCCGACACCAUGACACAGAUCGAGUUCGAGAAACACUUCCUACCUUACCCUGCCAACUACACCAAUUACGUGGAGAACGCAAGGGUUAGCUUACUGGUGGAAGCCCUGUUGAGAUUGUUGUUCAGACACUCUGCACUGAUUGUUAAUGACAGUCUAAAGAAAAAGCUGGACGAAGGUAUCAAAGCCAGAGAAGUCAAGGCGAGAUCCGGCGGCAGGAAGUUGGUUGGUCUGAAAGAGGCGGAAGAGGAGAAGGCAGUCAAGAUGCUGGCAAACAGCGCUAUGAGGAUGAAGAUGGUAGUUCAGGUUGCUAGUGCUCAGCAGCAGUAG